This is a messenger RNA of Brassica oleracea var. oleracea, 698 nucleotides long. RefSeq names its product PHD finger-like domain-containing protein 5B. Gene Ontology annotation, biological process: mRNA splicing, via spliceosome. The transcript is spliced from 2 exons. The record is from RefSeq and is a predicted model, not a curated record. Gene Ontology annotation, cellular component: U2 snRNP; precatalytic spliceosome; U12-type spliceosomal complex. Lineage: Eukaryota; Viridiplantae; Streptophyta; Magnoliopsida; Brassicales; Brassicaceae. The coding region runs from base 24 to 497 and encodes 157 amino acids.
GACCGAGUUAAAAAGCUCUACUCAUGCUAAAUUUCCUCCUUGCCUCGUUCGUUCCAGACCUUUCUUGGUUGGUUGAUCUUUGGCGCUCUGGAAAUUUCUCGUCGCAACAGUCUCUUGAUUUGCUCGAGUUUGAUCUCCCGUUAACUGUCUGUGUUUCACUAGCCAUGGCAAAGCAUCACCCUGAUCUGAUCAUGUGCCGGAAACAACCAGGCAUUGCCAUCGGAAGGCUGUGCGAGAAAUGCGACGGCAAAUGCGUGGUUUGUGAUUCUUAUGUGCGUCCCUGCACUCUGGUGCGUAUCUGUGACGAAUGCAACUACGGGUCAUUCCAAGGCCGCUGUGUUAUCUGCGGAGGUGUUGGGAUCUCGGAUGCUUACUACUGCAAAGAGUGUACGCAGCAGGAGAAAGACAGAGAUGGUUGCCCCAAGAUCGUCAACCUUGGGAGUGCCAAGACCGAUCUCUUCUAUGAACGUAAGAAAUAUGGUUUCAAAAAACGAUGAUGUAUUUUCCGAUUUAUCCGAUCCUAUGCUUUCUUGAAGUACUUGGAUCUCUUAUGCUAUGUAUGUGUAAACUUGUGUGUUGCCUAUGUUCAAGAGAAUCUUAAGUUGAUGGGGUACAAAACCAGACAUAUAAUGCUUUCUUGUUCUUGAUAAUCUAGACUCGGGUGGUCUGUACUUGUUUUUAUGUUAUGAUUAUCCUAA